Molecule: messenger RNA, 438 nt
Organism: Colletotrichum graminicola M1.001
Lineage: Eukaryota; Fungi; Ascomycota; Sordariomycetes; Glomerellales; Glomerellaceae
Exons: 2
Coding region: 1-438 (145 amino acids)
Source: RefSeq, a predicted model, not a curated record
AUGCAGUUCCGCGCAUCCCUCGUUGCCGCCGCCGGCCUGUUUGCUCUGGCCAAUGCCCGCAUCAUCGGAAUCGCCUUCCCCGAGGCCGUUAAGGCCGGUGACCGUGUCGAUGCCAUCAUCGAGACCGAGGGCUACAUCCAGUCCGUCACGGACGUCGCCAUCGCCUUCGGCAUGGCUCCCAAAAUCUCCGCCUAUCCCGGCACCCUCGGCCAGAAUGUGCUGGGCUCGUUCUACCUCGGACCUGAAAAGUCCAACACUAUCGAGAACAUCACUCAGACUGUAACCGUCCCUUCUGAUCUCGCUGACGGCCAGUAUGUUUUCGCCGCUGGCCUGUACAGCCUGUAUGGCGCCUCGUCGUCCACGACCUUGUCCAACUACAAUGUUACCAUCACCGUUUGCAACGUGACGAGCGAUUCCUAUGUCAGCAGCCGGCAAUAG